Neohortaea acidophila is the source of this 1220-nucleotide messenger RNA. RefSeq lists its product as uncharacterized. Gene Ontology annotation, cellular component: mitochondrion; mitochondrial inner membrane. Lineage: Eukaryota; Fungi; Ascomycota; Dothideomycetes; Mycosphaerellales; Teratosphaeriaceae. Gene Ontology annotation, biological process: protein insertion into mitochondrial inner membrane from matrix. The coding region runs from base 44 to 1174 and encodes 376 amino acids. The transcript is spliced from 2 exons. The record is from RefSeq and is a predicted model, not a curated record.
CUCAGUCCACACAUCCGAUGCCGCGCUCACACCAGUGACCCCAAUGUCAGCAAGUCGGGGCAAAGGUCCACAGCUCCUGGGGCAACACACCCUAUCCCGUCUGCGAAUAUGUCCGACCACUGCCCGGCGGCGUCCAGCCCUCGAUGACAUGCGCUGCUUAAACGCACAUUCACCUCUCCUCCCACGCACUUCACAACAUCCUCUGUCCACGAGCGCACAAUGGCAGGCCGCCGCCGCCGCCCCCGCGAAACAAAAGUCAGGGCUGGCGCUGCAGAUGGAGAAACAGAAGGAGAAAAUGCUGCGCGAGGGCAACCUGCCGGAAGACAUGGGCUUGAUCCCGGGCACCUUCAUCAUGCCGCGUAGCAAGAACCGCCCAAGCUGGACGUCGAAUUACAAAGACCGUCUAAAGCUGGAGAAGGCGAGGGCGACAACCAGAUUCACCGAUCUAGGCGGCGCUUUUUUCUACCGAUGGCUUCACGUCCGCCCGAGACCGCGACUCAACCUCCGCCAAAUCCCCGAUGCGGCCGUAGACCUGCACAACAAAGUGUACACGCAAUUGGCGAAAGGCAAUCUCGAACCCGUGCAAAACUUCGUCGUCCCCGGCUUCCUAGGCUCCCUCCGCGCCCGCAUCGCACAACGACAAAGCGGCACCAGCCUGAGAUGGGUACUGCACGAACACAAAACCAAACCGAAACUCGCUUCCUUCCGCGUGGCUAUGUUCCCGCCCGGAACAGGGGAGACGAACAAGCAGCGCAAAGGCGCCAUCCAGGCUGUAGUGCGGCUGCACACGCUGCAAUCGCUGCAGCACGUGCGACUGCGGCCCACGCGCAAGGGCCAGCCGCCGGAAGAGGUGCUGGUGGAUGCGCAGGGCAAGGAGCUGCCGCUGUCCGAGCAGGCGGAGGCGGAGGCGCGGAAGAACGCAAAGGAGCUGGUGGAGUACAUCGUGCUUCAGAAGCUGAUUAGGAAUAGCCGAGAGGGCGCGUGGAAGGUGUGGGGCACGACGGACGAGACGACGCUGGACAAGGUGAAGCAGCUGGAGGCGAAGGCGAACCAGUCUGCGCUUCCGCUCCCGCGCGUGCGGCAAGGCUGGCGCUUUUUGGACUAUCUGGGCAUCUCCCGGCUAUGGAAUAGAAUACGAGCAAGGCGCAAGGUAAGCAAGGAGGAAGCGGUAUAAAGGAUGUCGUUGAUAGAUGUACAUUACUCAUCGUCGAGGUUGUCUA